Messenger RNA from Branchiostoma belcheri (Belcher's lancelet), 4295 nucleotides. RefSeq lists its product as uncharacterized. Gene Ontology annotation, cellular component: cytoplasm. The record is from RefSeq and is a predicted model, not a curated record. NCBI's taxonomy places the organism in Eukaryota, Metazoa, Chordata, Leptocardii, Amphioxiformes, Branchiostomatidae. Gene Ontology annotation, biological process: apoptotic process; proteolysis.
ACCCCUCCAUGACGCAGCUACACGGGGCCGCCCCAAGUGUGCGAAAAUACUGCUGCAGUACGGGGCUGAUGCCGGUCUCAGGAACAAGGAUGGUCGAACGGCGGAGGACAUUGCUGCAGAUGAGUACACCAGUAAAGCUUAUCUGGGCAACGAAGAUGAUGAAGAACUAAUCACUCGUGGUAGAAAGGAAAUACUGAAGCUUCUCCGACAACAGGAUAAUGAAGUCUCCACAGGUAAGAAAGGCUACGAUCCUGUACUCGUCCGGUUCUAUGAAGAAAGCGGAAUGACCGAGGUGAAGAAGGAUUGUCCGUUGAUAGAAGAAGCAGCUAAGCAGAGCGGAAAAACUGUAGACCAAGUGAAGAACUUCAUCGGCAACUAUCGUAGGAGUAAAGGAGGCAGUAAGCGGAGCCUCCCCACAGACGACAUGGGGGCUGAGAACAUCACGGGACAUCGUGAAGACUUAGGGAUGUCGGCAAAAGAAGGAGACAGCAGUGUUCCACUUGAAAUACAGCUGCGGGGUCCUGGAAUGCAGCAGCUGUACUCCCAGGCCUGCCGCCAGGGGGCGCGACCGGUGCACAGCGUGCGCGGGCUCGUGGUUGGUCAGUUCAGAUCCGGGAAGACGUGUGUCGUCAGGAGGCUGACGGGAGAGAAGGCUGUGGAGAAUGAACCGAUAACAGACGGCAUCGAGAUUUCACCCAGCGUGAUGACCAAGAACUGGCAGAAGGCAAAAGAGGAGCCAGACGAAUUCAAGGAAACCAUGGCAGAACGCCUGGCAGAACAACAAGAACGGGACAAACCACGCACCCGGACAUCGUCAGGAGCCCAAGGAGCAGUCAGGACAAAGUCUACAGACAAAUCUUCCGUUGCAGGGAAAGAAGAACGUGUGGUUACGACUACGUCACGACAAACACAAGACAUGCCGGAUGAUGUCAAAACAAAAGCUCAACAGCGACUUCAGAGUGACGCGACGGUUCGGCAGCAAACACAAGACAUACCGGAUGAUGUCAUAACAAAAGCCAAAGAGCGACUCCAAAGUGGCGUGACCGAGGAGCAGCUUGGGACAGCUGAACACCCGCGUCUCUCCCUCUGGGACUUCGGCGGCCAGGCCACGUACUACGGCUCGCACCAGUGCUUCUUCACGUACCGCGGGAUCUACAUCCUGGUCAUGUCACUGCUGCAGAAGCUGUCCGACCCAGUUCCUGAUCUGGACUACAAGGCGGCAGCGGACAAUCUCGUAACCGGGAGAGACUACUUGGACCAUUGGCUGAACUCAGUCCGCACACACACCCUGGUGCACGGGCGGGAGCAGACAGGAGAGCCGCGUGUCGUUUUGGUCCUCACGCACAAGGACAGGGUCAGCGAGUCGGACAUUGAGGAGUACAAGAAAGACAUACUUGAUCACAUCUGCGGUAAGGCAGCCGGUAAACACGUCUUACCAAAGAUAUUUGUCAUCGACAACUUCAACGAGGACAACAGCGACAUUGACGAGCUCCGAGAAUACCUCCGUGAGGUGGCGAAGGGUCUGUGGUUCAUGGGCCAGGAGGUGCCGAUGACAUGGCUUCAUCUGAAGUCCAAACUGAUGGACAAGAGGAGAGAGGACGACCCAUUCUGCCGUUUCCAAGAUGUCGUCGAUCUGGCCCCCCGGAGUGAUGACGUGGGCAUCACGGACGACAGCCAUGUUGCCGACAUUUUGACCUUUCUACAUGACCUUGGUGACAUCAUCUUCAUCAACGAACCCGUUCUCCGUGAUCACGUGGCCCUUCGACCCCAGGUGAUGAUUGACGUCUUCAAGACCAUCAUCACCGUCCCGGAGUACCAACAGGACAGGAACACGGAUGGGGAGGUUGCCGAGAUGUGGAGGAGGCUGGAGACGGAAGGCAUCCUCAGUGACAGGCUGUUGACAAUCAUCUGGACCAAAGCAGAUCAGAAGAUGCAGAAACCUUUUCUAAUGCGGCACAAGCCUUUCCUGAAGCGACUGAUGGAAAAGCAACAACAGGACAACGACUGCAUCCACCUCAUGUGUGUUCACAAGAACGACGACCCCGACGACUUUUUCCACGCUGAGAAUAUGUUGCCGCUCCCACCGUUUCAACAACGCAUCGUCAUGGGCAGGGAAGAAAGGAUAGACGCCAAGUUUGAUGAAGAAAAAGAGGUCAUUGGGGAUUCUAGUGAUCUUAGGGAGGGUAUCAUCUUCUUCUUCCCCCUCCCACCAGUCUGCAACAGGUCGUCCGUUGGACUGAUUCUGAACAACCCGAGCCAAAACAAAAAGAUGUACAAAGGGGCCGUCCAUUUCAGACGACUUUCUGAGUCCGGAGCACAGAUAACAGAUCUCAAGCACCGGAUCCCCUCAGCAACAGUGUUUUUCCACUCCGAAGAUGAGGGGAAGAAAAGUCGGGUUCAGCGGAAGGAAGGCAGUGUGGUCACCACGAUCAAGGCGUCCCAGAUACAACAUAAGAAAGGUGGGAAGAGGAAAGCCAAAACGCGGCAUGUCGGCGAGUCCAGCGACAGUGGCCCCCCGGUAAAGCGACCGAAGCAAGGAUCUGCAAGAAGGCCUUUGGUGCUGUUGCUCAAUGAUGAGUAUGGGACCAGAAAAGGUGGAAUAUCCACAGUCAACCGUCAGAUCGGGUGCUUUCUGGCUUCAAAAGGAGCAAAGGUCCUUUGCACAGUCCUGAAUGCCACACAACAAGACAAGGAUGACGCAGCUACAGAUGGAAUUCAGCUGGUUUUCCCAACACCGUUUGAACGUGAUCCGAGAGAGGCAGAGCUCUAUUGGCUGACCUUUGACCACCAGACUCGAUAUCCAGACCUUCCCUCGCACGUAGACUUCAUCGUCGGCCACGUACCCAUCACGAGCCACGCAGCAAGACGGAUGAAGGAACGCUUUCCUGGCGCAAAACUCGUCCAGGUCACCCACGUGAUGCCAGAAGACACCAGUCAGUACAAGGGUGACGACAGAGUGUUAAACAUUGGACAGGAGAGCAACAACAUUCUGGAUGACCUACGACAUGCUGAUGUUAUGUUCUCGGUUGGUCCAUUGAUAUAUGACUACUACAGGCAUCAGACGAAUCAGCUAACACUACAACAUCAUGAACUCUUGCCAAAGCCGUCUGACAUCUUCAUCGAUAUGAAACUGAAGCCACCCGCCGACACGGAAACGAAAGUGGUGCUGUCCAUUGGCAGGGUCAAGGGUGUGGAGAGGCUGAAAGGCGUUGAUCUGGCUGCGACGACCAUGGGAAAGGUGAUCAACAUACUACCCCACACGAAGUGGCGGCUUCGCGGCAUCAGACGUGAUGAUUUUCAAGCAAGCAGGAGCAUUAUCGAAGCCAACACGGGUAGAUUCCAGUUCGUACCCUUCACACCUCUGGAAUACGGUACACAGGAGGAGCUGUGCGAGGACAUGAGAAAGGCCGAUGUCGUUCUGAUGCCGUCUCGUGCAGAGCCAUUCGGACUGGUUGGUCUGGAGGCCAUUGCCGCAGGGGUGCCAGUCGUGAUUUCCAACAAAUCUGGUCUUGCAAAGUUCCUGACAAAACAGGAUCCCGAAUUUGACCGCACGAUCGUAGAGAUCGACGAUGACGAUGAGGAAGCCGCCAAAACGCUGUCCAAGCGCAUCAUUAAGAUCCUGAAGGAUGGACCCAGAGAGUUCAAGGCCGCACAAAGUUUGAAGAAGAAGCUUCUGGACUCAGAGUAUUGGGCUGAAUCACACAACAAGCUCCUCCAAACCUUUGGCCUGGAGGGCUGAACGUUUAACCACUGGCAAAUGGCACUUGACAGUUCCACGUAAUAUGGCUUCAGAACCCACCGUGCACACGCAUCUGGAUCAACCAUUUGUCAGUCAGGUUGUAUACACCAGUAAACAGGUGUAUAUGUAUAACUAUUCCAUAAGUCAUCAAUUCUGCAAACCAAUGGAUAUGUGGGUAAAGCAUCAAGUGUCCAUAUCGACCUGGUAACGGGACUUUCUCAGAUGGCAGUACUCUGCCGGUGCUCAUUCUGAGCUGUUGUUAACAUGAGAACAAUCAACAUUCCAUAUAAGCUUGUACACAGUGGAUCCCUACAAUCUCUUGUACUUUUUUAUUGCUAUGCAACAUUAGAUUUCAUACUAGGAUUUGAUACUACAGAUUUUCCAAUUAGUUGAAGUUGACAUGCUUUAGAUGCUUUGUAUUUGAUUCUAUUGUACAUACAAUUUUAUAUACAGUAUUCUAGCAAGUGUAAGUUUAAAUGAUGUUUGAAGACGACGCAGACACUCCUGUUUAGAUUGUGUUUUAGAGCUGUCAGGACUUGAUAAACAGAUGUUAGAG